Galleria mellonella (greater wax moth) is the source of this 2340-nucleotide messenger RNA. Its product is annotated as E3 ubiquitin-protein ligase MARCHF5. The coding region runs from base 258 to 1238 and encodes 326 amino acids. The transcript has 4 exons. The record is from RefSeq and is a predicted model, not a curated record. Gene Ontology annotation, molecular function: zinc ion binding. NCBI's taxonomy places the organism in Eukaryota, Metazoa, Arthropoda, Insecta, Lepidoptera, Pyralidae.
GUGGUGACACUUUAGGGUGACACAAACAAUUUGUCUCUGUACAUUUAGCACCUGUGUGAUGUGGUGUUUUGUGUUCAAUUAAUAUUUUGUAUUGGAUUUUUGAGUUGUAAUUGAAUUUCAUGGUGUAGGAGAAACAAAACGUGUCUGUAAAUUACGAGUUCUAUCGAAAAUAUAUGUCCGGAUAUUUACUAUUUAUCGUUUUGUUUGUGUGUUUAUUUGUGUGACUGUUUUUUAAUCUUAUCGCGACGCAGUUUGUCAUGUCAAGUGAGAAAGCAUCUGGACUACAAGAAUCUAGUAUGGGGAGUUCUCAGGCUCUACAGCCGGCAGAUGACGACAAUGUGAAGUCGUGUUGGGUGUGCUUUGCUACCGAAGCUGAUGACAGGCUAGCAGCAUGGGUGCAACCGUGCAAAUGCAUUGGCACAACAAAAUGGGUGCACCAGAGCUGUCUUCAACGGUGGGUGGACGAGAAACAGCGCGGCAACAUAACACGGAAAGUCCUGUGUCCCCAGUGUAAAGCUGAGUACAUAGUGGUGUUCCCGUCGAUGGGUGCGUUCGUGGCACUCCUCGAUGCUAUGGAGGAGAUCACCCACAAGAUAUGCCCCUUCAUAGCGGGCGGGGUGCUGCUCGGUUCUAUAUAUUGGAUUGCGAUUACGUACGGCGCGGUCACUGUCAUGCAGGUGGUUGGCCACAGAGAGGGUCUCGAGAUGAUGGAGUCUGCCGACCCCCUGGUGCUGCUCGUCUUGCUACCCACUAUACCGGUGACGUUGAUCAGCGCCAAGAUGUACAAUUGGGAGGAUUCGGUACUCCUAUUCCUAAGGAAGUACUGUGCGAAGAUACCAGCCCUCGCCUAUAUUUUGCCGUUUGGAAAUGUCGAAGGCGACAGAGGCGCCGUAGUGACCGGUCCGACCAACAAUCAGAAUCAGAACAGUAACUCACACCUGUCGCCCACGAGGAUAUUCUGUUCAGCGCUUCUCCUACCCACCAUUUCUACAAUUAUAGGGAAAAUAUUUUUCCGUUCUAUACAAAACAACUUGCACAGGACCAUACUCGGUGGACUCACAUACAUAACUAUCAAGGGUGCAUUAAAGAUAUAUCACAAACAAAUGCUAUACAUAAGACAUUCCAGUAGGAAGAUCCUCGACUAUACAGAAUCUAAUUUGAAGUUGUAUAGGAGUGCUACAACAACCACUGCUGAUGCGAUGUCUAGCACGCGGGAUGAUUCCGAGCAGGUUGUAUAAAAUGAAAUAAAUUGUAAUAGCAAAGUAUGGUUAGGUCGUUCGGUUUUUGUAAAGUAGGGUAAAGUACCCAAUUAUCGGCUGUCGAUAGAGUUUAGUGUGUAACGGUUAAUUUGAUUUCAAUAUUGCUCCUACUUCGUGAGUAAUAUUUUUUUUUUACAAUCUUAUCGUCAUUAUUUUAUUUUAUAUUUUGUUUAAAGAUUUUUAUAUGUAUAUGUAACUAUUAAUUUGGACGCGAUCGUGUAUAGAAGGCGCGUUAGACUGAAAUAUUUGUAAUUCUUUUUCCUUGGAAAUGAUUGUAAUUCUUUAUUGACGUUAGUUUUAAAACAAAAAAGGUAGACGCUCAACAAAGUUUUUGAAAUGUCGUAAUUCGGUAUAUACAGGGUGUAAGGGACAGGUUGACAAAAACUAAAACAGUAAAUUCAGACCAUUAUUCUGAACUUAAAAUAAGUGAAUAUUCUGUCCGAUAAAAUUAAAAAAAAUCCUGCCUUUUUUCAUUUAAAAUUAUGUAAUCUAUAAUAUUAGGUCAUAAUAUAAAGAAAUAAUAAUAUUUUGUAGAGAAUUAUUAUGAAGUACCAAAAAAGUGUAAUAUUAAAACAAUGUAAUAUCUGUAUUAAAAGCAUACUGCGACGCGCGGAACCAGCUGUGUAAGGUCAAUGCUACGAGCGCACGAAUACUACCGUCGAAGAAACGUGUAGAUAUCCCGCGAUGCGUAGAGUAUAGUUCGUCGUAAAAUUUCAAAUACAUUGCGCGGCAUUUAAAUUAAGAAUUAUAAGUCUGUGGUGCAUUUCCGGUGGGAAAAUAAUCUGCCAUCUGAUUCAGACCAUUCAUUUGAAUCAGCUUUUUUUCUCCUGUCCUUUCACUUUGUAUUUUUAUAACCUUACAACAACUGAAGAUAUAAAUUCUCAGACACUUCAUUUGCUGCGUCUCGAUGUUUUAAACGGAUGUAUAAAGUUAUUGUGUAUUAAACCAAUAUGUAAAAUACCUUUAGCUCACAAGAUCCAUGACAGUAAGAAUAUUGUCAUACAAUAUCCUCAGGAAUCCUUUAUAAUAUUUUAUCCAAAUUUGUAGUUGGAUACAAAUAUAAGAUUAUGUUUAAAUAUGA